Serinus canaria (Common canary) is the source of this 654-nucleotide messenger RNA. RefSeq lists its product as uncharacterized. The coding region runs from base 1 to 654 and encodes 217 amino acids. The record is from RefSeq and is a predicted model, not a curated record. The transcript is spliced from 4 exons. Lineage: Eukaryota; Metazoa; Chordata; Aves; Passeriformes; Fringillidae.
AUGGAAUAUUCCAAACUGGAAAGGACCCCCAGGGCUCAUCCAGUGCAGCCCUUCAGGAAUGGCCCUGCAGGGAUCAAGGGUGAUGUUUGUGAGCACAUCUCCAUAAUUUAUGCAAUUCCCGAUCUUUUUCUCACAGAGAACCUGGGAGGAACAGGGCAGCAGAGCUCCUGCCCACCACGGGACACUCCAGGGGGAGGACAAUCCCUGGAACACAGGGAGCCAGCACCAGCAGCCCUUGAGGACGCUGCGGAGCCGAGGGAGAGCCCCGGGAGGAGGCAGGAGCCGGCUGAGCCCGAGGGGAAGGAGCCCAGCCCCAGCGGGUCCCCACCGUGGCCAGAAGCCCCCGAGGAAAGCCCAGCCCGGCCCAGCACCCUGGACUUGGGCAGCUCCCUGCAGAGGCUGGAGGAGCUGCAGCCAGCGGGGCAGCGGCAGGGCAGUGACCGGGCAGCGCUCAGGGACAACGGCGGGGAGGCCACCGUGGGCACGGCCACCACCACGGCCACCACCAUGGCCACCACCAUGGCCACCACAGCCAGCAGCACAUCAGAGCUGGGCAAGUGCAUCGAGGAGUUCCGCAGGAUCAGGAUCCCGGCCGCCUUUCCCAACAAAAAGCGGCAGUGGCAGAGCGAGCUGCUGAGGAAGUACCAGCUCUGA